UUCCGGUCCACGGCGGCGGCCUCAGCUCAAUAACAAGCCAGCGCAGGCCUAGGGUUUCCUUCCUCCUCCAGUGCUCUCCUCGCGCCGCCGCCGCCCCAGUUUCCUUCGUGUGCCCGUGCGCUCGUCGGCCUCCGUCCGCGACUCCGCUCGAGAAGCGAGAGCAUGGACACCCAGGUGAAGCUUGCUGUUGUGGUGAAGGUGAUGGGCAGGACCGGCUCCAGAGGUCAGGUGACCCAGGUCAGAGUGAAGUUCUUGGAUGACCAGAACCGGCUCAUCAUGAGGAACGUCAAGGGCCCAGUUCGCGAGGGUGACAUCCUCACCCUGCUCGAGUCUGAGAGGGAGGCCAGGAGGCUGCGCUGAGGUGGUUGUGUGUCCUGGUGGUUCUUGUAUGAAGUUGGAUCUCGGCGAAUUUGAGCUAUGUUUAUUGAACUUGGUGUGAGAACACCUGCCUUAUGAUUAGUGAGCCUGGUGAUAAUGUUGCAAUUUGGUUUUAUGAUCCAGGUUGAAAGUGCACUUGUGCUGAGACAUGGAUAUUCUUUGCUGUAUUAGCUCAAUCGAUGCAUGGAUUGAAUACUAGCUGAAUCCCAGGGUUUAUGCUUGGUAGUAUGGUCGUCUAUGUGGUUUUGUCAUAGUCUGAUAGUCAUGGUGGUGGCUAUCUUAAUCUCGAUAUUUGCUUGAUGAUGGUCGUAGUGCUUCACCAAAGGAUCUUGUUCUGGUGAUCACUUA
Sorghum bicolor (sorghum) is the source of this 726-nucleotide messenger RNA. Its product is annotated as 40S ribosomal protein S28. The record is from RefSeq and is a predicted model, not a curated record. The transcript has 2 exons. Gene Ontology annotation, biological process: ribosomal small subunit assembly; translation; maturation of SSU-rRNA. Bases 163 to 360 code for a protein of 65 amino acids. Gene Ontology annotation, cellular component: ribosome; cytosolic small ribosomal subunit. Gene Ontology annotation, molecular function: structural constituent of ribosome. NCBI's taxonomy places the organism in Eukaryota, Viridiplantae, Streptophyta, Magnoliopsida, Poales, Poaceae.